Molecule: messenger RNA, 1212 nt
Organism: Corylus avellana
Lineage: Eukaryota; Viridiplantae; Streptophyta; Magnoliopsida; Fagales; Betulaceae
Source: RefSeq, a predicted model, not a curated record
AUGGAUGCUUUCAACACCUUGAAAAAGCUGCUCACAUCUGCACCCAUAAUGAUAGCACUUGAUUGGAGUCUUCCAUUUAAGCUCAUGUGCGAUGCCAGUGACUUUGCAUUGGGAGUUGUUUUAUGUCAAAGAAUCAACAAGGUACCUCAUGCUAUAUACUAUGCUUCUAGAACUUUGAAUGAUGCUCAGCUAAAGUAUACUACUACUGAGAAAGAAUUGAACAAAAAGGGCACUGAGAAUGUGGUUACUGAUCACCUAUCCAGGAUACUUCUAGAUGAAGAAGGAAACGAGCUGCCCUUGAGUGAAAACUUUCCAGAUGAGCAGUUAUUUACAAUAGAUGUCCAACCUCCAUCGUAUGCAGAUAUUGUUAAUUAUAUAACUACUAAGGUGUUUCCUCUUGGAAUGUCUAGUCAGGAAAUGAAGCAGUUGAUGUCUAUAUCAAGACAGUACCAUUGGGAUAACCCUUAUCUUCUCAAAUUCUACCCUAACCAAAUCAUCCGAAGGUUUGGGAGUCCAAGGGUAAUAAUCAGUGAUGGAGUAACCUACUUCAACAACCAGCCUUUUGCUCCUUUGAUAAAGAAAUAUGGGAUCACACAUAAGGUUGGCACUCUAUAUCAUCCUCAAACCAGUGGUCAAGUGGAGAUAAGCAACAAAGAGAUCAAAAGCAUCCUAGAAAGGACAAUAAAUACCAGCAGGAAGGAUUGGUCCUUGUGCUUGAAUGAUGCAUUGUGGGCCUAUAGAACUGCAUACAAAACCCCUAUUGGGAUGUCCCCAUAUAGGCUAAACAAGGAAAGAACCAAGGCAUACCAUGAUAAGCAGCUUGUCAGAAAGGAGUUUCAUGUGGGACAGAAGAUGUUGAUCUACAAUUUGAAAUUAAGACUCUUCCCGGGUAAGCUCAAGUCUCAAUGGUUUGGUCCUUGUGUUGUCACCAAAGUAUUCCCUCAUGGAGCUUUGGAGAUUCAUAGCCCAGAAAAGAAUCAGACAUUGAAGCCAGGUGUCAUGUCCUCAUCCGUUCAAGGCAUGGAUAUUGAGGUGACUUCAACCAACAUAGCCACUGCUCUAAAGUACAAUAACGAGCACCCUCCAGAAGAAGAACAGUUUGAGGAGAAGUCUCCCAUGCUCACCGUUGCAGAAAUCAUUGGCGACAUGUGUGAGGGACAUUUUGUUGAUGGACACAACAAUGUAGGUAGCAGGACCAAGAUGCCUCCAUGA